Nerophis lumbriciformis (worm pipefish) is the source of this 2969-nucleotide messenger RNA. RefSeq lists its product as uncharacterized. Gene Ontology annotation, cellular component: nucleus. Gene Ontology annotation, molecular function: DNA-binding transcription activator activity, RNA polymerase II-specific; RNA polymerase II cis-regulatory region sequence-specific DNA binding. NCBI's taxonomy places the organism in Eukaryota, Metazoa, Chordata, Actinopteri, Syngnathiformes, Syngnathidae. Gene Ontology annotation, biological process: regulation of transcription by RNA polymerase II. The record is from RefSeq and is a predicted model, not a curated record.
CUGUAUUCUCAUCAAAGUGCCGAAUGUAGCAGGUUAAUAAACACAGGCCUUGCUGUAACACGCCGGCCUUUUAAAGCGCCUUUUUCGGAAUAAUAUGCAUAAUUAUCAUAAAGCGGACGAAGCCAUGAUACGCGACGCGUCGCUGACUGCUUGACCGCGGCCAGGUUAAUGCGGUUAGCCGCCAUGCUAACCUCCCGAUGCUAACGCUAGCAUCGUUGUUAUUGUCCUCUUUGACGUCUCACUGUGCGGCGAGUAUUUUAUCAUUAUUUUAUUUUUGUAAUAUUUUGUCGCUUUAAACUGUGCGUCGUCCAAGGUGCGCAACAUGAGGGUGGAGUCGAAAAACAAAGCGAAGGCGGACGGCGGCGACGUCGUCGUCAUGGUCAAACGUGAAAUGGGCGAGGAAGAUGGAGACUGUGAUGAGUAUUGUACCAAUGGAGAUGAGCUCCACAUCCAAAUCAAAGAGGAGCCACACGCCCUGGAGAUCACUGAGGUGUAUUAUGGGGCCACUUUAGGCUCCCAGCCUGAUGGUGGUGGUGAUGACGUCAGGACACCCUUUACAGAUGGUCUUCACCACCACUACCAUCUUGCGGGGGUUUUAAAAGAAGAAGAACCGGACGCGCAGCCCGAAUACGACGUGACUGUCAAGGAGGAGCAUUUCAUCAAAAAAGAGGAGGGAGAGGAGUCGCAGGAUGGAGACAACGUGGACGAGGAGGAUGAGGAGUUCGUCUGCACAGGGUCAAAUGAGUUUUUCCCUUGUCCCCACUGUGAUGUCUCCUUCACCAACCUGGACUUCUUGGAGAAGCACGUCAAGUGGGUCCACCAGAAGGAGUACCUGGCCGAGCUGAAUAACUGCCUCUCCAGCCACGCCCAAAAAAGCCUCAUCCCCAAACACACCUGCACCGUCUGCAGCAGCACCUUCAGCUCCAAAGUCUACCUUCGGGUCCAUGUCAGAGAGAGCCACCCUUCUGCACCGACCCGCCGGCUCCACCCGUGCCCGACAUGCGUGCGCAGCUUCCAGUACUUAAAGAACCUGAAAAACCACUGCCAGCGCUGGCACAACAUGUCAGUGGUCAUCAGAGGGGGGAACCUGUGCUGCGUCGACUGCGGGAAGAGCUUCAAAGCCACCUGGGGCCAGGGGCCUCACUUGUGUCACCAGCCGCACACAGAAUCCGAGGAAAAGCCCAUCUGUCUGGACCUGGGAUUGAAGUGUCCAGAGUGUGAUAAGAAGCUGCGCACCCCUCAGAGCUUGGAGGACCACAUGCGCAUCCACACGGGCGAGCGUCCGUUUGUCUGCAAGGACUGCGGCAGGCGCUUUGUGGAGCGCAGCAGCUGGCGGCAGCACCAGAGGAUCCACACGGGGGAGAAGCCGCACAAGUGUCAAGUGUGCGGCAAGGCCUUCCAGAGAGGACACCAACUCAAGUGCCACCUCACCACGCACUCGGCCAAGAAGGAGUACUCCUGCUCCCAAUGCGGGAAGGAGUUUGGAUUAAAGGCGAGCCUCAACCUGCACUUGAGAACGCACUCUAGCGAGAAGCCCUUCCACUGCCUGGCUUGCGAGAAAACCUUCAACACCCGCAAGAACCUGCGCGUGCACACCAAGCUGCACAGCGAGAAGUCUCACCAGUGCGGCGACUGCGGCCUGAAGAUCAGCGACCUGGGGGCUCUGAAGAUACACCUGAGGACGCACACGGGCGAGAGGCCCUACCACUGCACCGUCUGCGGCAACAAGUUCAUCCGCCUGUCGCAUCUGCGGAACCACCAGCGCACGCACACCGGCGAGAGACCCUACAAGUGCGACCAGUGCGACAAGAGCUUCACGCAGUCCGGCGACCUGGUGAAGCACAAGAGGAUACAUUCCGGGGAGAAGCCCUUCGAGUGUCCCGAGUGCCAACGCCGCUACACCUCCUCCGGCGACCUAGGCAAGCACCGCAGGACACACACUAACCUGCGCCCGUACAUGUGUCAGGAAUGCGGCAAGAGCUUCCGCUUGUCCGGCCAUUUGAAAACUCACAUGCUCACUCACACUGGAGAGAAGCCGUACUCCUGCCCCAACUGCUUCCGCAGUUUUGCUCGCUCCCAUCACCUCUCCGGACACAUCGCUAAGUGUCGCUAAGGAUAAACCCAGAGGAUCCUAGCUACAGAACUCACUUCUAGAUCUAGCUUUUGAAAUACAGUGGAACCCCAAACGUCGAACCAUAAUCCAUCCUUUUUGUUGCGGGAAAGCUGGAGCCUCCUAACCUAGCAGACUGUGAGGUGAUUUAGUGAUUGAUGUCCAGUCAAUCACACACAACCUUUUCCACUCACUUCCACAACAAGCAGGAGUCAAUCCCACUUAACUGACGCCAAAUCCGUUCUGGGAUGUCCGAUUUGUUAGAAUGAAGAAAUCGUGGUAACUGAGGCUGUACCUGUAGGAACACAGACAUUAAAAAAAAACAACUAGUAAAUAAUGCCAAAUUAAAAACUAGACAAUAUGAAUUAUUAACCGUAUUAGCAAAUCCAACCUUUACAAAAAUGUAAUUUAACUUAUCAAUGCCCCCGUUUUUUUCUGCACACCAAAUCUGUGACACAGAUCAGAUAAAUGCUCCAAAGUGCUUCAAAUGUGAUCUUUUCUCUUCUGAUUCAGGUUGCAUAAGGAGGUAGUCCGAAUCCGAUUGGAAUCUCAUCUUUUCAAACGUGACUUCCCUAUAAACGGAAAUGGGACUUUUGCAUCAUCUUUAGGCGACUUACGUUAUUCGUGUGCACAAAGAGAGACGCAGCCCGCCAGCAGAAGUAGAUACGUCGUCACAACAUUCGGUUUCGGUGAGCAAAGUAUUUUUCCGGUGGCCGAAUUAUCGCUGCAUCACUAGUCAAUAGUGUGCAAGUAAUGGAUUAUAUGUAAUAUAUAUAAUGCCAUCCAUCCAUCCAUUUUCUACCGCUUAUUCCCUUCGGGGUCGCGGGGGGCGCUGGAGCCUAAUACAUAUAAUGGAUUA